GCCAUCCUGCAGUUCCAAAGGUGAGACGAAGAAGAAGCUAAAAGAAAGCCAACUCUCCAGCUCCGACGCCUUCAAUACUUCCUUUACUAGUCUCAACAAACUCCGACAUUCCGUUAAGAACGCAUACAACCUGAUAACAAUCUUAAACACAUGUUAUCGUUCUUUAUAGUGUUUCAACAUUACUAUAACAUUAGCUGUUUUGGCUCGGUCGCAUUGCUAGUGUUAGCUUCACAACCGGAAGCUAGCCGUUACAGCUGUUCAACAUUGCUUUUAGCUUCCUUUUUCAAAGCAAACUCGUGACAAACUUUUGUUUUUUAGGGUUUACAUAAACUCUAACCUCGACAAUGUGUGCGUUUUGAAGUCGCCUCCUGUAUCUACCUGUUGUUUUUUUUAGUCGACUGGAGCUAUAUUUAAAUGGCCACCGCCGCCCCCCCUCCUCCGGCGGCUGCCUCCACCGGAGCCGCCGAGAGCGCCGGUCCGGGAUCCAGCAGCGCUGCGGCAGCGGACGGAGGCAACCAGGACAGCACUUUUGAGUGCAACAUUUGUCUGGACACCGCCAAGGAUGCUGUGAUCAGCCUGUGUGGACACCUCUUCUGCUGGCCUUGUUUGCACCAGUGGUUAGAGACGCGACCCAGCAGGCAAGUGUGCCCAGUGUGCAAAGCCGGUAUCAGCAAGGACAAGGUCAUCCCCUUAUAUGGGCGAGGAAGUACUGGUCAGCAGGACCCCAGAGAAAAAACACCCCCACGACCACAAGGGCAAAGGCCUGAGCCAGAAAACCGCGGCGGAUUUCAGGGAUUCGGUUUUGGAGACGGAGGGUUUCAGAUGUCCUUUGGAAUUGGUGCUUUUCCCUUUGGUAUUUUUGCCACAGUCUUCAACAUAAACGACGGCAGACCACCUCCAGCAGCUGCCCCGGGGACGCCGCAGCACACGGACGAGCAGUUCUUGUCUCGACUAUUCAUCUUGGUCGCUGUGGUCACCAUGUUUUGGCUCCUCAUAGCAUGAACACUUGUAAGGACCGCCGCCAAUGGAACAUUUAGAGACUUAACAGUUGCUUCACACCCUAAACAGCUAUGCUAAUCUCAGCAAUCAUAAUGAAGACUGACACAAGUGAUAGACUGACACAAACUGAUAACAAUGGUGAAGUGUUCCAUUCAGACAGUGCAGUUUCUACUUGGUGUUGAAUUGUACCAGAAUCUUUAAUCCAGAGUACAGAUGGGCGAGAUGGCCUAAAAUCUAUAUAGCCAAAUAUUUUGCAGCCUUCUGCAAUAACGAUAUAUAUCACCAAAGAUUAUUUGGUGUAAAUGAUUAAGGUUGUUUGAUAUAGGCCCAUUUUGAAAUGGUUCAAUUAUCAUUUUAGUCUUUUAGAUGAGCCAUAAGCCACUUUUCUGUUAUCAGUAAAGAAAGAAGCCUUUGAUUUAUAAUCAUUAAAGAUGCAUGCAUUGAGUUUUUUAAUGAAAUUUAAACAAGAACCAGUUGCCCACAAAGACAUUUUCAUUUAUAAAAGCUGAUAAAGUUGCGUUGCAUCCUAUUUGAGCUAUGACGCUUAAACUCAAAUUAAUCAUUUUUUAUAAAUAUAAUACCUUUUAAUUUUUGUCAUUUACAAAUAUUAACUCUUGUCAGUUUUGUUUUGAAACAAUGCUUUAAUCUGCCAUAUUUGACAGUUUGUUUCAAAGUCCAAUGUGUUUCUAAAGAAUGUUCUUUAUUGUGCAAAUGAUGCUCCCAGGCUUAAACCACGACUAUGUUUGUGCUUUAAAAAUGAACCAGAGUAUAAGGCAAAUGCAAUAUGUCGGACAAGUGCAGAGUUACAAUGUGUGAGUAGACAAAGUGCACAAAAGUUGCAGCUCAUAAAUAAUAAAGCUACAAAGCCCAGUAGGGAUUACUAAAAACAAGCUGUUAAAAUUCCAACAUCAGGACUUUCAAUACCGCCCGAAUGCGAGCUGAGUUAGGCUCCAGCACCCCCCGCCACCCCGAAAGGGAUAAGCGGUAGAAAAUGGAUGGGAUGGAAGAUUCCAAGGAGCCUCAGUCGAGAUGCUUCUUCUCUCGCCGCUCCACCUGUUCCAUGUUGAACUCCGCCUCGUACAUGAUCUGCUGGAUCUUCAUCUUGGUCUCGCAUCUCCUCUGAGGAGCCAGUCUCUUGAGCGCAGGGACGAAGCUCAACAGGAACAGUUCGUCCUCGUCCCGAGGCCUGCUGGGAAGCGACAGGCCGCUUUCUUUCGCCGCCCAUUUUGGCGGCGACGCCUCGCUUAAGGGAAGGUUCUGUACCGGCUGCCGUUUUCGCCUGCUUUUGCCCAUCUGAGGAGGCAUGUUGGCCGUGCGGGUGUCAGGAGAGGAGAGACUCCUGAUGAGCACCGCCAGAGACUUGGUGUCAGCUUGACCCCCGGUGCUUUUAGCGAUGGGUGGCGUCCUGGCCUUCUCUGAGGGCGUCGUUUCACCUUCGUGCUCGCCAUUGUCGUCGUCGUCGUCAUCGCACACUUCCGCCACUCCACUGUUGGAUCCGGUAAACGGAGCGAUGAAGUUCAUGCGUUGUCUGUACCUCCAUUUGCUUUGGCUCGGCUCCCCUUGCUUCUUGUUGCGGAUCUCCAGGCGGACUUCUUUUAAGUAGCGGUCUCUCAAGUUCUUCCAUUUCCUCUUACACUCGUCCACUAGAGAGAGAACAUUUGCAAGAAAAAUGACCAAGAAGUAGGAUCGCACGUACUUGAGGCAAAAUGGUAGUACAGUACUGGGCUGCAACCAGUCGUUUCCAACAUGUUUAUCCCUGCUGAUUGCUUCCAGACAUUACCAAAAUAAAUGAGAUUAUAGGAAUCAAUAGAAAUUAAAUAUACAGUGCAGGCCAAAAGUUAUUCUCCUCAUUCAAUGCGUUUUCUUUAUUUCCAUGACUAUUUACAUUGUAGAUUGUCACUGAAGGCAUCAAAACUAUGAAUGAACACAUGUGGA
This is a messenger RNA of Entelurus aequoreus (snake pipefish), 2934 nucleotides long. Its product is annotated as E3 ubiquitin-protein ligase RNF185. Gene Ontology annotation, cellular component: endoplasmic reticulum. The record is from RefSeq and is a predicted model, not a curated record. NCBI's taxonomy places the organism in Eukaryota, Metazoa, Chordata, Actinopteri, Syngnathiformes, Syngnathidae. Gene Ontology annotation, biological process: ubiquitin-dependent protein catabolic process. The transcript is spliced from 6 exons. Gene Ontology annotation, molecular function: ubiquitin-like protein conjugating enzyme binding; metal ion binding; ubiquitin protein ligase activity. Bases 415 to 1002 code for a protein of 195 amino acids.